AUGGCGCAAAAUGUCGACCUCGUAUCUAUCCUUCGCGAUGCCCCCGCACUUCAGCAGGCCGAGGCCAAAACAGGUCAACAGCCCGGUUGGGAGAGAACGCGCCGAAGAAUGUCUGUUGCCGACCAAAAACGCGCCGUCGAUGAGCAAGCGACCGCUCCGGGUGUGUCCAUGGCCUCCUUCGCUCAUUUGGACGAGAAGAAGAUCCUCCGCAAGAUGGACAUCCACAUCGUCCCCAUCCUCGCCCUUCUCUACCUCAUGUCCUUCCUCGAGCGCUCAAACAUCGCAAAUGCUGAGGUAGAGGGUAUGAGGGAUGACCUCAACAUGAGCGGCGGCCAGUAUAACUGGACCCUGACAAUCUUCUUCUUUUCCUACUGCGUCUUCGACCUGCCUAGUAAUAUUGUACUCAAGAAGCUGCGCCCCAGCAUCUGGCUACCGUCUACAAUGAUUGCGUGGGGAACCGUAAUGACACUCAUGGGCCUGGUUCAGAGCUACAAAGGCCUCCUUGCUGCUAGGUUCUUCCUCGGGCUUACUGAGGCCGGGUACCUGUCCUUGCAUGCUUCCUCCCUGAUGCCGACUGCUGAUCAGGAGAAUAGUCUAUACCCCGGAGCGACAUUCUACAUCACCAUGUGGUACUGCCGCGAUGAAGCUCUUUGGCGGCAGUCCCUCUUCUUCAGCGCCGCGAGCAUCGCCGGCGCCUUCUCCGGCCUCCUCGCCUUCGCCAUUGCGAAGAUGAACGGCGUCGCCGGCCUCGAAGGCUGGCGCUGGAUCUUCAUCCUCGAAGGCAUCGGCACCGUCGUCAUCGCUGUUUUCGCCUUCUUUAUCCUCUGGGACUACCCCGAAACCGCCUCAUUCCUCACCGCCGAAGAGCGCGCCUUCGUCGCCCACCGCCUCAAAUUCCAGGCCCACAUAGUCGACGACGCCGGGCGAAUGAUCCCGCAGAACGACGAGUUCAGCUGGUUGUACGUGCGCGCCGCCAUCCUCGACUGGCAGAUAUGGGUCAACAUCAUCGUCUACUGGGGCAUCACCUGCCCGCUCUACGGCAUCUCCCUCUUCCUGCCGUCCAUCAUCAUCGAGGGCAUGCACGUCUCGGCCUCGACCGCGCAGCUCCUGACCAUCCCCAUCUACAUCACGGCCGCCGCGUGCUCCAUCCUCUUCGCCUUCCUCAGCGACCGCCGCGGCCAGCGCUCGCCCUUCAUCCUCUUCUUCUUCUUCGUCAUGGCCAUCGGCUUCAUCACCUGCAUCUCGUCCAGCCGCCCCGGCGUCGUCUACGCCGGCGUCUACAUCGCCGCCUGCGCCAUCUACCCGGCCUUCCCCGCCAACGUCACCUGGCUCAGCAACAACCUCGCCGGCACCUCCAAGCGCGCCGCCGGCAUGGCCAUCCAGAUCGGCGUCGGCGCCUUGGCCGGUGCAAUGGCAUCCAACUUCUACCGCGAGCGCGACAAGCCGCGCUACAUCCUCGGCCACGCCCUGGAGCUGGCCUUCAUCAUGGCCGGCGCCACCGCCGCCGCCGUGCUCAUGCUCAGCUACUCGGUCCUCAACCGCCGCCGCGCCGCAAGCGUCACCCGCGGCGCCCACUUCGACUACUCGCCCGCCCAGCUGAGCGAGCUGGGCGACAAGGCCGUGACGUUUCGGUACUUUCUGUGA
Messenger RNA from Lasiodiplodia theobromae, 1644 nucleotides. RefSeq names its product High-affinity nicotinic acid transporter protein. Bases 1 to 1644 code for a protein of 547 amino acids. Gene Ontology annotation, biological process: transmembrane transport. The transcript has 2 exons. Lineage: Eukaryota; Fungi; Ascomycota; Dothideomycetes; Botryosphaeriales; Botryosphaeriaceae. Gene Ontology annotation, cellular component: membrane. Gene Ontology annotation, molecular function: transmembrane transporter activity. The record is from RefSeq and is a predicted model, not a curated record.